CAAGACUAUGUUGAGUCCUGUGAACCCUGUCGCCUCUCGGCUCAUCAUGGGCGGCCACCGAGUGCCCUCCGACGUCCGACUCGACGGACAGACGGCCAUCGUCACCGGCGCCAACGCCGGCAUCGGCCUGGAGACGGCGCGCGGCCUGUACGAGCGCGGCGCGCGCGUGCUGCUCGCCGUGCGCUCCGUCAGCCGCGGCGAGGCGGCGCGCGCGCAGCUGGAGCGCCAGGCGGCCGGCGCCGCGCCGCCCGCCGGAUCGCUGCACGUGAUGCAGCUCGACCUCGCCUCGCUGGCGUCCGUGCGCGCCUUCGCAGAGAGGAUCAACAGAGAGGAGGCGCGCCUCGACCUGCUGAUCAACAACGCCGGCCUGGUGCUGGACGAGAGGACCGAGACUCAGGACGGCUUCGAGACCACGUUUGGGGUCAACCACUUGGGACACUUCCUGCUGACGAUGCUGCUCCUGAACAAGUUGAAGGCAUCGACGCCAUCUCGCGUGGUUGUUCUCUCUUCCGCUGCACACAAGAGAGGACGCAUAGAGUUCGACGAUUUGCAGCUGACCCGUGGCUACAGCUUGUGGAAAAGCUAUUCGCAGAGCAAACUUGCGAAUCUCCUUUUCGCGCGCGAGCUGUCUCGUCGCCUAUCUAGCACUGGGGUGACCGUCUACGCCGUUCACCCCGGGGUGGUGCGCACGCCAAUCUGGGCCAACGCUCCCGCCUGGCAGCGCUGCUUCCUCGUCUUCCUGAAGCCGUUCUUCAAGAGCGCUGCCUCCGGUGCCGAGACCUCUCUAUUCUGCGCGAUGUCACCAAAGGCGGCAACGGAGAGCGGAAAAUACUACGUCGACUGCAAGGAGAAGGAGGUGGCUCCAGCAGCGAGGAAGGACGCCGACGCUGCCAGAUUGUGGGAAAUCAGUGAAAAGCUGGUGGGACUGGCAUAACUAUGCAAACUUGAUCUCUUGGCGGUCAUCACAUUCAACGCUUCGAAGAGCUCAAAAGGAAACAAUGACGAGAGCAAUACAUGCACGAGACGACUGGAUACCUACCUCCUGUUUGAGUCAUUGCAUGUACCUAUUU
Molecule: messenger RNA, 1070 nt
Organism: Amphibalanus amphitrite
Lineage: Eukaryota; Metazoa; Arthropoda; Thecostraca; Balanomorpha; Balanidae
Product: retinol dehydrogenase 12-like
Exons: 1
Coding region: 8-934 (308 amino acids)
Source: RefSeq, a predicted model, not a curated record